Molecule: messenger RNA, 1728 nt
Organism: Pomacea canaliculata
Lineage: Eukaryota; Metazoa; Mollusca; Gastropoda; Architaenioglossa; Ampullariidae
Product: N-acetyltransferase 6-like
Exons: 5
Coding region: 104-775 (223 amino acids)
Biological process (GO): protein acetylation
Cellular component (GO): cytoplasm
Molecular function (GO): acetyl-CoA binding; N-acetyltransferase activity
Source: RefSeq, a predicted model, not a curated record
GUGUAAGAGUAUUCUUCCUUGAAACGUAGUUACCCCUGUAAACAGGAUUUACUUUCCAGAAUGAUUUAAAUCCAGAUAAUAAUUUUAAGUAUUAAAGUCCGUAAUGGAAUUUGAAGUAGUACCUCUGCAUAAACAUUCAGAGCAUUUAGAUGAAUGCGCCAAUAUUCUUAAUGCUGAGUGGCCAAGAAGCAAAGCGGCAAGAGAAUACAGCCUAAGCAAGUCAUGCGAUGGCAUGCCGUGUUCAUUAGUCUUUCGAAGAAAAGAAACUCAUGAAGUUUUGGGAUACAGUCGGAUAGUAGCUGUUCAAGGGAAACAUAAAGCAUGUCUCUUUGAAUCUGUUAUAAUACGAAAUGACAUGAGAGGAGUUGGCUUAGGAAAGAAACUGAUGACUGCAACAGAGGAAUAUGCUAAAAGCCUUGGUUUCUUAAGAGCUUUCCUCAACACUAUUGAUAAAGAAGGAUUUUAUUCAUAUCUGGGCUAUGAUAAAUGUGGACCAGUGACCAGCUUGGGAGCAAAUGCUCACAGACUUCCAGAUGAUAUGCUAUUGAAAAUACUGGGAGCCAGAGAAGAGGAACCAGAAAAGCAGAGGGAAACAUCUACCAAUAAUGUUUCAUCUGUCUCUCAACUUCCAGCUCAACUGCAGCAACCUCCUCCACCUCCACCUCCUCCUCCACCACCACCAAAGUCAUCAACAUCUGCGGUCACGCCACAAAGUCGUCAUGCCAUCCGGAUGAAUCCUAAUUCUGUCAUCUGGAUGCAGAAGAUUCUUGCAUAGAGACAAGAAUCACCAAAAUAAAUUUUUUUAUGCAUUUAACCUAUGGCACUCUUGUUCCUCUUUUGGAAGAAACUUAAAAGUGUAGUUUUGUUGCUGUUCUUUUGGUUUUACAAAACUGGAUGUGUCAAGUUUAAUGUUAAUGUGUUUGUAGUGAUGCAUGAUAAGACUAUGGUGCCAGUGCUGAAUUAUUUUAUCUAAUACCUGUUAUUUGGCAGAAAAUUAAAUGAGUUAUCCAUAUAAUUUUACUUCAAAAUUAAAUGGACCAUAAUCGUACAUUACCAUCAGUUAUGUCUCUGUGAUUUUGUAGCAUGAAGUACAGAUGAACUGUUGCAACUAUCAAAGUCAGACAUAUCAGACUUACAAGGGAGAGAUUUUGUUAAACAUGUCAUGCUGCUGAGCAGCUGAAUAUGGUCUGCCUAUACAGUAACUGUGAAUAAUGUGCCAACCAGUUACACUGAUGUUUAUCAUUUCACCACACAAAGUCGGGUGUUAUUGUUUUUAUUUGGUGUUGUGAUGCUUGAUCCUUCAAGUUUUUUGUUUAGAAUCCGAAUGCUUUUUUCACUAGUCCUAGACAAAGCAAUCAGAGUUUGUUGGUUUGGUGGGUUUUUUUGUUUUUUUUUUAACUUUUCUGGUCAACAUGCCACCACUUCAAUUUUGCAAAAGCUUUGAUAAAGAUAAGAUCUGCAUGCAACAAAUUUGUGUGAUAAAAAUAGUGAAUUCAGAAAGCAUGUUCAGAUUUUAUCUGGCAAAAGGUAUAACAAGUGCUUUUAAGAGUAUCCUACAACUUUUAAAAGAUUAUUUAUGAUGUCUAAGCUAAGAGAUUAGUUGUCCACGUGCCAAAUUUUACAAAUUUGUUGGAUGUAGUAAUUUUUGUGGGCUUUGUUUACAAAUUACUAAAAAUGUGUUAUACAAAAUAUGUUCCUAUAUAAAAUAUAUACAUGAUUUUCAACGAA